Molecule: messenger RNA, 846 nt
Organism: Metarhizium brunneum ARSEF 3297
Lineage: Eukaryota; Fungi; Ascomycota; Sordariomycetes; Hypocreales; Clavicipitaceae
Source: RefSeq, a predicted model, not a curated record
AUGACUCUCACCUUUGACGUCUUUUUCAGUCGACGGCCCAGCGCAACCAGGACCGGUCCUGCUGGCCACGACCAUUUAAAAUGGGUGCCAACCAGCUCGACACUUAUUUAUGGAGCUCGCGAUGCCAUUCUAGUCGACGCGCAGUUGACGAUCGAGGCUGGAAAAGACCUCUCGGACUGGGUAGUCGCCAAGGGGAAGAAUCUAACGCACAUUUACGUUACACACGGUCACGGAGACCACUUCUUCGGCAGCGCUCCGCUUCUCAAAGAAUUUCCCAACGCAAAAGUGGUUGCCAUACCGGAGGUAGUGGCUCGAAUGAGUAACGAGGUGACCCCAGAGAGACUCCGUGGUGGUUGGGACAAGCUCUUCCCCGGUCAAAUACCCACAGAGCCUCCCCGGGUUGCAGAGCCACUGCAAGAGGGCCUUCUCGAGCUUGAGGGGCAGAAGCUGAUUGUGGUGAGAACCGGCCACACAGACACGGAUGAUUCGACAGCGCUCUGGGUGCCUUCUCUUGGCCUCGCCGUGGUCGGGGACGCCGUGUACGCCAACACCCACCCGUUCCUUGGAGAAUCGGGCAGUAAGGAGGCAAGGCUAGGGUGGAUUGCCGCCCUAGACAAGAUUGCAGCUCUGAACCCCCGAUGGGUAGUGGGAGGCCACAGCGACCCAGACAAGGGCUAUGACCCCACGGCCAUCCAGGAAACGAAGAAUUAUUUGGACAACUUUGAGCGGCUUAGCCAGGACACGAGCACGGCUGAGGAGCUUUACCACCGCAUGGUUGAACUGUAUCCUGCGAGGCUGAACCCCGGUUCUGUGUGGGCAGGGGCUGUCCUGGUCAAGGACAAAUAA